CAAGGAGUAUAAUAUACUCCACAUGAUCUAGCCGUUAGAUGUACUUUGUUGAGCUUCGACCAAUCUCAACGGUCAAUUUAAAUUUUCCAUUAAAUUGAACUUGGGAUUUGAGUUUAGAGAACCGGAGCCUGGGGUUUAUCCAUUAGAGGUUAGAGUAUAGUAUCAUACUCCAAACUCGGUUAAAAUCAUGCUCGAGAUAGAGAUAUCUCACGACCCAAAAUAUCGUGACCGUGUUGAUCAUCUGAAGAACGCUGCCAUCUGGUUGUCUUGCCACAAAAGGGGUAAAGGGGGCGACAUUAGCGAUAAGGCGUUGUCUUCCUGUGCAUCGUUUCUGGCCGAGUCAGGAUGUGGCUAUGAAGAGGUUCGUUGCAAGAGAAGGCACAACUGGUCGGAGGCUAUUGCCGUCUCCCUGAUGAGCCCAAGGCAGGGCAAAACCAGUUGGCAUGCGUAUGCAGAGAGGUUGGUCUUGAGGAAUGAGUGCACCUCAAGACGCAGCACAGACUUCGGAAGUCUAUGUCUGUGCGACGUCUUGAGGAAUGAGUGCACCUCAAAUGGUAUCAGACUUCCGAAGUCCGUGCGGCGUCUUGAGGUGCACUCAUUCCAGUAAAUCACCAUUUCAUUAGGACCUAAGGUUCACUCAUUAAGGGUUAGGACAUAGUAUCAUGCCAAAAAAUCAUGCUAAUUCGA
Linum trigynum is the source of this 687-nucleotide messenger RNA. Lineage: Eukaryota; Viridiplantae; Streptophyta; Magnoliopsida; Malpighiales; Linaceae. The record is from the annotation of a GenBank genome assembly.